Ooceraea biroi (clonal raider ant) is the source of this 934-nucleotide messenger RNA. RefSeq lists its product as uncharacterized. Gene Ontology annotation, molecular function: nucleic acid binding. The record is from RefSeq and is a predicted model, not a curated record. Lineage: Eukaryota; Metazoa; Arthropoda; Insecta; Hymenoptera; Formicidae.
UCGUCUCACAGAUAUGUACAAAAACUUGUACGUUACAUGUUCGAAAUCUGGAAAAUUAACAACCGGUAUUUACAAGCUGUAUCUUCAACAUGUUUUGAAACCCUAUGUGAAAAAUAACAAAUUCUGCCUAGUAUUGGAUUCGUGGGGCGGACAAACUGACAUGGUCAUGUAUGACUCCAUGUUCACAGACGACCAGAGCCAACCGACACGCACGAUAAAAGUUAUACCGCCAAAGUGCACACCUCUGUGCCAACCAUGCGACGUUUACUUCUUCCGCCAAGUAAAGAACUUUAUUUCAAAAUUGCAAAAUUGCCAUACACUUCUCGAAACACAGCGAGAACUUCAUAACCGAACUGAUGCCAUAACAAUUCAUAGCCUGAUACAUAAUCAGUUGUCGGCACCAAUAUUCCAGGCGAUGCUAUCCUACGCAUGGUAUGCAUCAAAAUUGAUUACGCAGAGACGUGUAUUCAUGAACGUCAAUCAAAUUUGUUUUCCGAAUACUAUUGGGCGGGAGAAAUGCGUAUGCGUCAAGGUGGCUUUCAUCCAAUGCGCUUGGUGCAGGAAGUUCAUCUGCUUUCAAUGUUUUUAUGAUAGUUAUCACCCGAUGCACUGUGAAGGCGAAUUGCGACAAUCAGAGAGUGAGUGAGUGAGAUAAAGCGAGAGAGAGAUCGAAUAAUCAUCAAAGAUUUUGUCAAACGUUGUAAGUGCCAAUUAUUAAAUUAAAAAAUUCGAUUUUACCUGCAGUUUCAGUACUAUUUUCAUUUAUUCCCGAGGUUGAUCACCGUGUGACGAUGUAAAGUCAAAAAUAAAGUCACAAGCCAGUGUAUCAAGCGCUCAUCAAAAUAUCGUCGUAAAUAUUUGGUAAAUUUUCGGUAUCCUUAUGUGAGUUCACGGAACUCAUAUUAUGCUUAAUAAAAAUCAUUUCGGCCAAAAA